AUGCAGCAGGUAGCAGCACGGCCUAGCAGCCAGCUGCAGCCGGACACCGCAACAACUGUGGACACGGCCCGGCUCGAGCUCCAUGUCAAGGAGCAGGAGGUGCAGCAGCUGCGCGAGACAGCGCUGAAGGCGCUCGAGCACCAGCUAUCCGAGGCGCGUGGCGCCAACGCGCAGCUGCGCGCUCAGUUGGAGGAGCUCAAAAGCGACUUCAAGUUCAAUCUGCAGCUGCUGGCGGAGCGGGACGCCGAGCUGGAGCGGUACGACGCAAACACGGCGCAGCUGGAGGCAGAGACGGGCGCCAAAGCGGCCAUGGUGCUGCAGCUGCGGUCUGCGCUGGCGCAGGCGCACAGCGACGCCAAGCUGGAGCGCGACCGCACGCGCGAGUCGGAGCGCGCGUGGCGCUCCCAGCGCGAGGAGCUGCAGCAGCGGCUGGAGGCUGCCAAGCUGGAGCACGCAGCGGCGCUGCUCAAGCAGCGGGAGGACGCGGCAGGGCACCAGCGGGCGCUGCAGCGCGCGCUGGCGGAGGCGGAGGAGGAGGUGGAGCGUCAGCGGCGGGAGCUGUCCGCGGGCUUCCUGCUGCAGGGCCAGGAGUUGGAGCAGAAGUGGCGCGGGCAGGCGGAGGCGGCGCGGCACGAGGCGUCUGUCGCGCGGGAGCUGGCAGCCCAGCGCGAGGCGGAGGCCGAGGCGGCGCACACGCGGGAGCUGGUGCAGCUCAAGCGGGCAGAGCGGCUCGAGGCGGCGGCGGCGGAGGGGGCCGCGCUUCGGCGCCAGCAGCAGGCGCUGGCGCAGCAGGGGGACUCUCAGGUGUCUGACCUGUUGGCAGAGGCAGCAGGCCUGCGGCAGCAGCUCGCGCAGCAGCGGGAGGAGGGGGCGCUCGCCGUCGCGCGGGCGGAGGGGCGGGGCGAGGAGGCGGCGGCGGCGGUGCGGCAACGGCUGCAGCAGGCGCAGGGCAAGGCGACGCGCCUCGAGGCAGAGCUGUCAGAGCUGCGUGCGCAGCUGCACUCCCAGGAGCAGGAGGCGUCUGCGCAGCUGCUGGCGCUGCUCGCGGAGAGAGACUCGCUGCAGGAGAGGCUCGAGGCGGCCGUGGCCGAGGCGGCGGCAAUAGCGGAGGCCGCGUCGUCAGAGGCGCGCGACCAGCUGCUGGCGGCGCGGCGCGACGCGGCGGCGCUGCGGGCGGCGCUGGACGCGGCGCUGGCGGCGAGGGAGGAGCAGCGGCGCGCGCUGGAGGCCCAGAAGGCGCAGCUGCUGGCUGCGGAGGAGCGCGACGGCGAGCUGCGGCGGCAGCUGGUGUCGGCCCAGGUGCGGCUGGCAGACCAGGCGGACCUUCUGUAUGACCUGGAGGAUGCAGCCAGCGCGGCCGCCGCGGCCGCCGCAGCCCUGGGAGCGCUGCCGCCCGGCGCGGCCGUUGCCCACAGCAUCGAAGCGGCGGCAGCAACAGCGACAGCGGUGGGUGGCCAAACUCUGGGCCUGGCGUUGGGCGUGCCAGCGGGGCCGCCGCGCGGGGAGGCGCUCAUACGGGCGCUGGUCGCGCAGCGGGACGCGGCGGGCGCUACGCUGGCCGAGGCGCAGCAGCGGCUGGCGGCGCGCGACGGCGAGCUGGCAGAGCUGCGCGAGCAGCUGGCGGCGCAGCAAAGCCCUCUCCACCAGGAGCAGACCCCCGACUCGGAGCGAGCCCACGGCGCGCUUGUCCCUGCCGAUGGAGGCGCAUCGCACCCAGCCGCGGCCGACCCGGCAGCUGGCGGCGACGCCGCGCUGCUGCGCGCUGAGCUGGCGGCGUCGGACCAUGAGCUGGCGCACGCGCUGCAGCACGUGGCGGUGCUGCAGGGCCAGGCACAGCAGCAGCAGCAGCAGCAGCAGCAGCAGCAGCAGCAGCAGCAGCAGCAACAGCAGCAGGACGCGGCUGGCCGGUCGCUGGGUCCGCAGGCAGGCGCUGCGUUUGAGGGGCAGGCGCAGGGGGAGCUCGAGUUCCUGCGGCGCCGGGUCAACACGCUGCUGGCCGACAACCGGCGGCUGCGGCGGGAGGCGCUGGCGGCGCGCAUGUCGUCCGGGGGCGGGGGCCUCGGGCAGGACGGGGCGGUGCAAGGUGGCGGGCGCGCCCUGCGGUCGUUCGGCUCGGUCGUGGCGGCAGCCGAGGAGGGCGGCGCAGACCAGCCUCUGCCGCCAUUGGACGGCGCACAGCAGCACCUGCCCGGCAGCCACCUGCAGCAGCAACAGCAGCCGCAGGCUGGCGAGCCGCCCGCAGCCGCGCAGCCGCAAUCGGCGCCGGAUCCAGCACCGCCAGCGGCCACGCCCGCGCCGGCGGCGGGGGACGCGGCGGCUGCGGAGCUGGCGCGCGCGCGCCGGCUGGUGGAGAGUUUGUCGGAUGAGAACGAGCGGCUGAUGGAGAUAAGCAACGCCCUGAGGGCGGAGCGCGACAGGCUGCUCACGCAGAUGCGUCAGCCGGGCGCACUGAAGCAGCAGCAGCAGGAGCAGCAAGCCGCGCUCAUGCAGACCGACGCAUCGCAGCAGGGUCAGCGCCUCGAGUUGACCGGCACUGGCAUGCAGCCAAAAAGGCCGUCCCACCAGCACCAAGGCGGCUCUGGCACCCAGCAGCCGGCGCGCCCUUUGGGCAUCACAGGCGGCCAGCAGCAGCAGCAGCAGCAGCAGCAGCAGCAGCAGCGCUGCGCCUCUGGGGCUGGCGCCGCUGCUCCGCCAGACGGGCCAGCAGAACCGAUGGGGCACGGAACCGCGGCAGCUGGGGCCAGCGGCGCACCGCACCGGGCCAGGUCGCAGCCGGCUGCACAGCCGGCGCAGCGGCGGCGGCCCCAGGCCGGGGACGACGUGUCCCGUCUGCGUGUGCGCAACUACAAUGUGCGGGAUGAUGCUGAGGCGGCGGCGCAGGCAGCGGCGCAGGCGGGGCGAGGCGGGCUGCAGCAGGCUGCGGUGGCUGCGGUGGCGCAGCAGCUGGCAGGACGCGCUGCCCAAGAGCAGUAG
Molecule: messenger RNA, 2973 nt
Organism: Monoraphidium neglectum
Lineage: Eukaryota; Viridiplantae; Chlorophyta; Chlorophyceae; Sphaeropleales; Selenastraceae
Exons: 11
Coding region: 1-2973 (990 amino acids)
Source: RefSeq, a predicted model, not a curated record